GGCUACGAGUAAGUGGUUCGAAACACCCUGUCGGUUCAAAUGCCACUGUGUUAACAACAAUGCAUGUGACAACAACGGUGUAUGUUCGUCAGGGUGUGAAUACGGAUGGUUCGGUCCAUCUUGUCAAUACGUGGAUUUGGUGUCAACUUAUUCAAAAUCGCCAACGCCAUCUUGGGUUUAUGACUCUCAAGACACCAACUGUAGUCCAGACCAGGAGACGGUUACAGUUUCAUUGAACAGCACAUUCUAUUUUACAUGGCUCAGACUACAUGCUAAUAUUGCAGACUUCAAUAUUCAUCUGACGUUAGCUAACCAGACCUCUGUAACAUGUAGCAACAUGUACACACAUAAGAUCGACGAUUCAAUACUGGACAUUCAUUGUUUACCGGGUGCAUUUUUUGAGGACCUCGUUAUUAGCGGGGAUGGCGUCAAAUCUUUGUGCACAGUGUUCGUAAGUGGAGGACGCAAUGUUGCACUGGGACAAAACACGCAACAGACAUCUGUCCACGGUUAUGGGACUUCUUUGCUUGCGGUAGACGGGGAUAGAAAUCCCGAAUAUUUAGAUCAUAGUUGUACCCAUACUGCCGAGACAAGAGACAACGCGCCAACGUUGACAUUGACUUUUGGAUGGCCACAUGUUGUAAACAGAUAUCUCUUAUUCAACAGAAACGGUGAGUUAACAUGGUCAUAA
Molecule: messenger RNA, 691 nt
Organism: Candidula unifasciata
Lineage: Eukaryota; Metazoa; Mollusca; Gastropoda; Stylommatophora; Geomitridae
Source: the annotation of a GenBank genome assembly